AUGGACAAUUUCCGAGAAGGAAGUCCUUCAACUGAACUUCAUCGGCACAUAGGCGAAGAGCUGGAGCUAGAGAAUGCUACACUGUGGGUUAAGCUCCAGGAUCUGAAUUAUACCACGUUCCUGUUAAUUGGCAUAGCGCUGCUGUGGCCAUGGAAUAGUUUCCUUAGCGCAUCUUUGUACUUCCAGCAUGAUGUGUUUCAUGACAAGACUGUUUUCGCAAAGAUAUACAUCAGUACUAUGAUGUCCAUCUCAACAAUAUCAUCAGUGAUUUUCAACUACUGGUUGUCCAAGAGGCAACACAGCUAUUCGAGGAGAAUUGUGCGAGGGCUCAUCUGGGAAAUCAUGGUAUUCGGAUUGCUGUCCAUGUUCGUUUUUGUUCACAAAAGUCUGCCGGACUGGCUAAACUUUACAUUUUUAAUGAGCACGGUGCUUGUCAGCUCUUUGGGUACUGCAAUGACUCAGAACGGAGCAAUGGCACUAGCAAACGUAUUUGGACCACAGUUUAGUCAAGGUGUGAUGGUGGGUCAGGCUGUCGCUGGCGUACUACCGUCCCUUGUCUUGUUCCUCGUAUCAUACAUCGGCGACCCCCGUGACCAGAGCGUAGGUGGGAUCUUCGCAUAUUUCGGCAGUACAGUUCUCGUUUCGGUUGCGUGCAUCGUACUGUACCGUGUCAGCUCCAUCGGAAGUGCUGACAAACACGAUUUUUUGAAUCGAGAACUCGACCCCGAGGCCACCGUAUCCGUGCCAUUUUCCUUGCUUUUCGAUAAGCUAAGGUACCUAGUUCUUUCGAUUUUCACGACUUUCGUGGUAACGCUCUUGUUCCCGGUUUUCGCUGCAAACACAUUUGUCUCGGGGCUUCCGAUGCGAAAUGCACAAUACAUCCCGUUCAUAUUUACCGUUUGGAAUCUUGGUGACCUUUAUGGGCGAGCGAUUUCUGACUACUCAUUCUUCCAGUCUCCAAGUUUUACACCUUUCAAAACCUUCCUGUAUUCGAUAGCUAGAAUCGGGCUUGUUCCGCUUUUUUUUUGCUUCAAUCUUAACAGCAGCGCGAGACCUUCAUCUUCUUUCUCUGCCAUUGUCUCGGAUUUGUUGUACAUUUUGCUCCAGUUUGCGUUUGGUGUCACCAAUGGCAAUGUUCUCUCCGUGAGCUUUAUGAAGGUUAGCUCUCAGCUCAAUUCAGACAAGCAGCGGAAGGCCGCAGGCGGCUUCACAAACAUAUUCUUGUCUGCAGGGCUGGCGUUUGGCAGUCUACUAAGCUACCUGUUCACCUAUAUAGUGCUGAGCAAAUCAUAG
Messenger RNA from Lachancea thermotolerans CBS 6340, 1293 nucleotides. It is a transcript of the gene FUN26, whose product is annotated as nucleoside transmembrane transporter FUN26. The transcript has a single exon. The record is from RefSeq and is a predicted model, not a curated record. Lineage: Eukaryota; Fungi; Ascomycota; Saccharomycetes; Saccharomycetales; Saccharomycetaceae. Bases 1 to 1293 code for a protein of 430 amino acids. Gene Ontology annotation, molecular function: nicotinamide riboside transmembrane transporter activity; nucleobase transmembrane transporter activity. Gene Ontology annotation, biological process: nucleoside transmembrane transport. Gene Ontology annotation, cellular component: fungal-type vacuole membrane; plasma membrane.